This is a messenger RNA of Lycium barbarum (goji berry), 2488 nucleotides long. RefSeq lists its product as uncharacterized. NCBI's taxonomy places the organism in Eukaryota, Viridiplantae, Streptophyta, Magnoliopsida, Solanales, Solanaceae. The transcript has 2 exons. The coding region runs from base 584 to 1438 and encodes 284 amino acids. The record is from RefSeq and is a predicted model, not a curated record.
GGAUGGUUCGAUCAAAUCAAGCUCAAGGUGGAGGAAAACGAGUAACACGACAAACCUCCACCUCUAGAAGAAAAGAAAAGGCACCGGCUGAUCCCGUCCCCCAGUCUGAAGAGGGGACACAUGGGGCUUCCUCCCCUGAGCCCGAGGAUGCCGUCACCAGAGGUCAACGAAGGGAAGCAAUGGAGCAACGGUUCACCGUGCCCGGAUCCAGGGAACUGUAUAAGGCUUGGAAUACAAUUAAGCCCGAUGGGAAUCCAGUCCGGGGCCUCAUUGUAGAAAAGAGUCACUCUACAGGGGCUGCACGACCAAUGUCCGGGCAUCAUUCGCAAGCUUGAGGCCUUGAGAUGGACCUAUUUCAUGCAGCCUGCUGAAUACUGCCCGGCCUUGGUAAUGGAAUUCUAUGCAGCCACAUUGAAUGCGAAGAGGUCGCGCCGCCAACCAAAGAAAAACAUGGAGCACUUGUGUUGGGUUCCAGUUCGGGGAAAAGAGAUUGAUUGUGCUGCCGAUACCAUAACAUCUAUCUUAUAUGAGCAACGUAGCGAAACAGACCCUGUUGAAGGUUGGCCUCCGGUGAGUUCUGAAGAUGGAAAACCCGGAGGAACACCGAGAGUGGGUUGCUUCAGUGAUUGCCUCAGGGACUCCACCAUGGCUGGAUCUAUCUGUCUCGAUUGAGAAGAACACUUUCAACCGCGAAGCCAAGUUUUGGCUAUCCCUAAUAUCAUCGCGGGUGAUUCCUUCCAAGCAUAACACUGACAUACCCAUUACAAAGUGUAUUCUCAUCGCAUCACUCAUGUUCGGGUACCUCGUCGACGUGGGGGUGAUAAUCCGAGACGAGAUCAAGACUAAGUCCACUCAAAAAGGCACAUCGCUCCCUUUUCCUUGUUUGAUCACUGAAUUAUGUCUCCGAAAAAAGGUGCGCGAUAUUCCCCGGGUGGACAGAAUGUUACAGGUUGAACAAACAAUCAAUUACACCAUGUUAGAACCGGGGACUAGAAAGCGAAAGCGGGUGAGCUCAGAGCCAAGAGCUUCGGGGACAACACUUGAUGCUCAUAUUCUUGAGCCCGAAGACUUGGCCACUGAUGAUGCGGAGACAGCUCCUAGCACUGCCCCUCAAGCUCCGGGGGCUGACCCUCCGAGUUCUUCCACUACAGUUCCCGCUGCCCCUGUUCCACCAUCCACCACAGCAGCUCGUGGAGUGUCUAUCGAGGGUAUGCGAGUGCUCCGGGCAGCAGAUGCUAAAGUUAAUUGGUUGGUUGAGAGGCUUCCCGAUUUUGUGAAAGAGGCGAUUGAGGCAGCAAUGGCACCCUACACUCAGGCGAUCACAGAUAUUAGGAAAGAGCAGGACAAAAUUAAGGAGCAUGUUCGCCACAUUGAUCGUCGGUUGGAGCAGAUUGAGGGGGCAGUGCGGGCGGCCUUCCUGCCAUUCUGGCGGACCUAGCUAAGGUCAAGGAGGACAUUCGAGUAUUGAAAGUCCCCGAUAUUGAGCUCAGUGCACCCAUUCUACCAUUCGGUGCCUCCUUAUUCUCCACUGGGCCCACAGCGCCUGCCAUGCCUUCGGGAAAAGGGGUGGAGGAGCCAGCUGGGGAGGAAGAAAGUGAGGAAGAGUUUGACGACGAGCUGGAGGUUGACCCAGCUGUUGAGGAGGCACGUACUUCCGCCCGGGCUGCUGGUAUCGCUGAGGCUGAGAUUGACACAUACGUGGCCAUGCAGCAAUCCCUAGAGGUGAGCGGGAAAUCCAGAGGGGCCUCUCGACCCCCGAGGGCGGGUGAGGCCAGUUCAUCCACCGCUCCUCCAGCUGACACACGAUUGCCCCCGUCUGUGGGGCCUGAGAUAUUGACACCCGGGCUGGAGGAUGAUAUUGCACCGCUCCCAUUGAUAGUACCUCCGUUGGAGGUCCUCCCUGCUGAUCAGACACCAUCGGACGCCUGAUGCGUCCAUCAAUAACAUGUGCCGGAAGCAACUUGAAGCAGAACUGAACCAGGGCAUCACCUGCGAAUCGCAAGUACUACAUGCGAGUCGCAGGUGGUGCAGCAUCUGUUGACAGAGAUGGCCAAAGAAGACACCACAUACGAGUCGCAGGUGGCACAUGCGAAUCGCAUCUGGUGUCGCAGAUGUUGCUCAACAGAUGAUUGAAGACGCGACACCUGCGAGGAUGUGAUGCAAUCUGCCACUCGCAUGUUGCACAUGCGACACCAUCUGCGAUCCGCACCAAAUGCGCAGGGCCAUUUUAGUCUGGAAAUUGUUUCCGUUUUGGACAUGCUAUAAAUAGAUUUUCUAGGGUUUUGGAUGAGAUUAUUCUGCAGUUUUUAGCAUAGACUCUUGUGGAGCUCAUUUAUUGUUGGUUGGUGAAGCAUUUAAGAGAUUUCUUUGGCUUUUGUCAUCUUCUCCAUCCAAUACUUUUGUAAGAUUUAUGAAUACAUUUUACUUGAUUGCUUUACCUUUAAUGAAUAUUAGUAGCUAAUCUUUCAGCUAAGGCUGUGGGAUCAAA